UAUCGUGCACCAGCUGUUGUUUAAAUGCAUAGGCCCCCGCCCCGUGUCUUACCAGAGGCUGCUGUUCUGUCCUGCCUUAGAGUGUAUUACCCGCCAGCUGCAUGUUAGCCACGACUCUGUGAAACACAAGAUAUUACAGUUUUUAAUGUCCCAUUGGUAGGAUAAAUGUGCUUUCAGUUCGUCCCAUUUAUUUGCAAGCGAUUGAACGUUAGCUAGCAGGACGGAAGGCAAGGGCAGAUUAGCCACUCUCUUUCGUGAAAUCUCCAUUUCCUUUUCCAGUGAUUAACGGGGAUCUGGGCCUGGUCGGAUAUCUGCAUUAUUUCCCUCCUGUCCGACURAUUGAAGAAGAACUCUUCGUCCAGUUUGAGCCAUGGAGUGCCAGGUGGAGGAGCUGAGGCAGCAGCUGGAGAAACAGACCCUGAUCAACCAGGAGCUGCAGAACCACAACAAGGACCUGGAAAGAAGACUGCAGGAGACGGAGAAGUUACUGCAGGAGCUACAGAGUCAUUACCAUGACCUGGAGUUCCCUGAUCAGAGGAUCAGUGAUGAAGGGGGACUUGUGGUCAGGAAGAGCAGAGCGGCUGUCAUGGCCCCUGAGCCAAUCCCAGAGGAUCAGCUGGAGAUCAUGAAGACUAAAGUCAAGAAGACCGUCAGUGAGACGAGUCUGAUCGUCAAGGCCAUCCAGAAGAAUGACUUCCUGAGACGCCUUGACGAUGAGCAGAUCACCAUGAUGGUGGAGCUCCUGGUGGCCAUCGACUUCAAACCAGGAAAUGAUGUAAUCAAGGAGGGCACUGAGGGAGACAGCAUGUACAUCGUAGCAGCGGGUGAGCUCCUUGUCAGUCAAGCAGAUUGUAACCUUCGAACCCUGACCUGUGGGGAUGUUUUUGGAGAGUUGGCUAUUCUGUAUAACUGCAAACGCACAGCCACAGUCAAAGCCAAGACAGUGGUGCGUCUGUGGUUUAUGGAGAGACAGAUGUAUAGAACCAUCAUGACCAACAAGUCCAAGAAGAAACGUGAACAGCUAAUGGGCUUCCUAAAAACGUCUCGGACUCUGAAGGCCCUAAAUGACAGUCAGCUCUCUAAGAUAAUUGACUCCAUGGAGGAGGUGAAGUACCAGAACAAUGAUGUCAUUGUACGUGAGGGGGKAGAGGGCAACACGUUCUACAUCAUUCUCAAAGGAGAGGUCAAGGUGACUAAGAAGUUGAACGGGCAGGAGAAACAGAUUCGCAAGAUGGGCAAAGGGGAGCAUUUCGGGGAAUUGGCCCUGAUACGUGAAAUCCUGAGGACUGCAACAUGUACUGCUGUUGGCCCUGUGACCUGCUUCUCCAUCGAUAAGGAGGUGUUUGAGGAGACGAUCCCCAUUGAACACCUGGAGCUCCAUGAUGACAUCAGCUCUAAGGUUUUGGAGGAGCCAGAUGCUCCAGAGAAGACCAGUCCUAGUUCCUCUCUGAGACUGAAGGACCUGAUCCCUGUACUGUACCAGGAGGGGCGUUACCAGGGAGAACCUGUCACUCUCGGAGUGGGAGGGUUUGGUCGCGUUGAACUGGUGACCACUCUGCAUCAUGGAAAGUACUUUGCCAUGAAGCGGGUCAGUAAGAAACACAUUGUUGCCAAGCGACAGGAGGAGCACGUCCUGUUUGAGAAGAGGAUCCUCAAAGCCAUCACGAGUGACUUCAUUGUCAGGCUCCAUUUUGCCUUCAAAGACACUCGCUACAUCUACAUGAUUAUGGAGUUCUGUGUAGGAGGGGAGAUCUGGACCAAGCUCAAAGAAGUUGGACGUUUUGAUGAGCCCAUUGCUGUAUUCUGCACUGCCUGUGUAGUGGAGGCCUACGCCUACCUCCAUAAGAAGGGCAUCAUGUACAGAGACCUCAAGCCUGAGAAUCUGAUGCUGGAUGCCAAGGGCUACGUUAAACUGGUGGACUUUGGCUUUGCUAAGGAGUUAGUGCACGGUGAUAAGACCUACUCAUUCUGUGGUACUCCGGAAUACAUGGCCCCAGAAAUCAUCCAGAACCAGGGACACGACUUCGCUGCUGACUUCUGGUCCCUGGGUAUCCUGGUCUAUGAGCUGCUGGUGGGGAGCCCUCCAUUCUCCAGUUCUGAGCCCGCGAAGAUCUACCCUAAAAUUUUGGACGGGGUGCUCAAGUUCCCCCCUUACAUGGGCGAGGGGGCCAAGUCCCUCAUCAGUAAACUGUGCAGGCCUCGGCCGGGUCAGAGGCUGGGAAACACCAAGAAUGGGAUUAAAGAUGUACGCCAUCACAGGUGGUUCAGCAGUAUGAACUGGCACAAACUGCGUGUGGGCCAGGUGGAGGCUCCUACAAUCAGACUCAUACGCAAGGGUCCGUGCUACAUCAACUUUGAUCGCUUCCCGUUCGACCAGGCUCUGGCUGAUGAGGAGUUCUCCGGCUGGGACAYAAACCUCUGACUUGAACCAGAGUCAGAGGUCACGGGUUCACUGAUAGAUUUAUCCAGAUCAGACUACUUCUUGGUGACCUUGGUUUARCCCUUACCUUUAAGACUCUGAAAGCAAUGUAGGGGUAGGGAUGAGACUAUGCCCAAAGCCAUUAAUACACAUGGUCAGAUUCUGACUACUUUUUACUAAGGCUCUGAUUUCUCCAUGCUGGCUUCACAGAAUCCUCUGMUGGCUGCUCUGGCACUUUAAUAAAGUAAGAGAUACUGUACAACACAGAGAGGCAUGAAGGAAACGUAAAAUAUAAACAGACUCUCUCCUACACACACACACCUGUGUAACUUGACACGUGUGCUCAUUGAAAGCUGUAUGUGUGUGUUGUGCCCAAAAGAAAGAUUAAUUAAUAGAAAAUGUUGGAUGCAAUGUCUCAUGCUGGACAAAGAUAUGGUUUUACCAUUGACCCUCAUUGUACWUUGUAAUUUAGGAUGGCAUUAUUGCUAGUCUCUAUUCCUUGUAACAUAUACUGUCUGUAUAGAAUGCUCAGUGUAUGUGUUUCACUUUACAAUAAAUGUAUACGUCACCAAUGACCCUUAAAUGUAUACAUAGAGGAGAAAAGGUGCUUUAGUACAUGUCAACACUGGGGGGGUGGAGGCUGAACAGGAAUGCAGAGUCUGUUCUAAAUUAAAUCCUAUACUGUAGUUUGGUACAGAGCACAGGUUUGGUAUGAAGUCAAGUACUAUGUAGUAUUUGAACAUCAUUACACACUUCCUCAGUGUCUGUUAGCUUGACUUAAGCUAUUUUACUUGACUGUGAUGAAUCGAUCAAGUCAUCAGACCUCUAAGGACAAACAACUCUUAUCAGGAGGGAAUAACAAAACAACAAAUCAAUAUGCCUAAUCUGUGAUGGUGGUCUGAAGUACAUCUGAUUUAUAUUGGAUUAAAAAGGAACUGGAUGAUUGAUCAACAUGUUGAUCCAAGGGGCGUACAAAUUGCCAUUGACAAUACUAUUAUGAUGAAUAAUAUUUUUUAUAUGCUGCCAAGGACAGCUUCCAGUGUUUGUUACUACUGUUUUUCAUUUGUGUAUAUCUGCCAGGCCAUCUUUGUAWACUGAACAAAAAUAUAAACGAAACAGUGUUGGUUUCAUGUUUCAUGAACUGAAAUAAAAGAUCCCAGAAAUGUUCCAU
Molecule: messenger RNA, 3590 nt
Organism: Salvelinus sp. IW2-2015
Lineage: Eukaryota; Metazoa; Chordata; Actinopteri; Salmoniformes; Salmonidae
Source: RefSeq, a predicted model, not a curated record